GAACUUUCUUUUCGUCAGUUGUUUGAUACUUCUCGCGUGUGGUUCUCGCUAUACUUGCCUGGGAUUGGCUGUCUCGGAUUCUUAUUGUCUUUAAUUCUUUAUUCAUUGCCUAAUUUCUGGUGGGACUUUACUUGUUGAGUUGAGUGUCUAUGUGCUUAUCUUGUGAAUUUCCAGUUAGCUAUCUUGGGUUGCGCGUUUCUUGCUGUUCUUUUGCGCAUAAUGGUGAGCAAGGUCGGAACACGACAUGUCUUGCGUCAUUUGGCUUCUUCUCCUUUUACAUCGAUACCCUUUUCCCAUUGUCCCGGUUUCACAGUUUUCAACUUUCCUACUUCAUCCUUAAUAUCCUUUUGGCUACUUUGACCCCAUUUCGGAUGUCAUUUACGGCUGCUAUCUAUUUUUGAUUUAAAUUACAUAGCAUGAUUCAAUGAUACAAUGGUGCAUUCGGUGCAUGCAACUUUACUCUCUACUCAAUGCUC
Molecule: messenger RNA, 476 nt
Organism: Aspergillus eucalypticola CBS 122712
Lineage: Eukaryota; Fungi; Ascomycota; Eurotiomycetes; Eurotiales; Aspergillaceae
Exons: 1
Coding region: 150-401 (83 amino acids)
Source: RefSeq, a predicted model, not a curated record